UGCGUCCCGGCCGCAGUAGCGGCCGCAGAGGGCGGGUGGCGGCCAGCAUGGAGCGGGAGCUGGAAGCGCUGGUGGCCCGGCCCACGCACCCGGCGGAGCCUCCCUUCCAGGAGCUGGUGGAGGCGGCUGGGGGCCGCGGGCAGGUGCUGCUGGUGGGCGAGCUGUGGGAGCGCGAACAGAGCCGCGCUCUGCUGCUGGACUUCGCCCGGGCCGUGUUCCCGCCCGAGCCAGGCGUGGGCAAGCCGAGCGGCGCGGCGGCGGAGGGCGCGGGACCAGGGGGGGCGCGCGGGGCGCAGAGGGCGGCGGGGACGCGCGCCAUCCUCUCGCCCCUGGUCUUCGUGCUUUGCCGCGCAUCGUCGCUGGCCGCCCGGGAGCCGCGGCGCCGCCUGCGGGAGAUGCUGCGGGACGUGCGCGGCCGGCGGCGGGCCGGGGCGGCGCUGGUGGGGGUGCUGGUGGCCGAGGCCGGGCCCGAGGACGCGGUGGCGCUGGGGUUGCGACUGCUGGAGGCGCUGCUGCGCGCAGUGUUCGGCCGCCAGGCGGGGGGCCCGGUGCAGGCAACCGCCUACUGCCCCGGCCGCCCGGCCUCCUGUCUGGCCGUCCAGGCGGCCGCCUGCCGGGCCCUGCAAGCCGCCGGAGCCGCGCGACCAGUGGAAGGAGCCUGGGAGAGGCCAGGCCUGCCAGGACUGCUGGCCUGCUUUUCCUGGGGUCCCUGGAGCCAGAGGAAGGACCAGGGUGUCAAUGCCUGCAGAAGCCCAGCUCAGGAUAACUUCCAGGAACCUGAGGAGCAGCUGGCGCUAACAGCCAUGUUUCCCAAUGGAGACUGCGAGGACCUUGGAAGGGGGUCAAAAGCCUGUGAUGGAGUUGUCCACACUCCUGCUGAGCCCAGCGGAGACUCUAGAUGAAGGCUGGCCCCUUGCGCUGUCCCUGGCUUUAACUUACAGAGUGGGGCCUGGCUCCUUCUCACUGGCCCCCAGGUCUCCAUGGGGACUCGGAAGCCCCCGCCUGCUGGAGGCCUGCCAGCCACACUCACAGUUACCAGCUAGACAGUGGGGCUCACUAAGACAAGCAGGACCUAAAACAGUGUCUCCCUGGAAACCUACUCCCUACCCAGCAUUUGCUGAGUCUGAUCACAGGGAGGUGAUUUUGUCUCUCUGGCUCGGUUUUUCUGAGCCACUGGGACAGAUGGCUCUCUGCUUUGAGGCUCUGCAGUGCUGUGGCAACCCACGGGGCGUUUGCAGUUUUCCAGGCACAUGCAUGUGCACCCAUCAUUGAGAAUGCAGCUGGGAAGAACUUUGAAGCAGAAGUCAUCAGAGCUGAGGUGUGACCUUGCACAUGUCACUCAAUCUCAGGGGCUUCUGUUUCACAAUGCAUGAGGGGGCCACCAGCCCAGCAGCUUUCAACCAGGGGCAGGUUGUCCCUCCAGGCAGCAUUGGAAACGUGUGUGUGUUGAGGGGGUCACAGUGACUGUGGGGGCACCCCUGGCAUCUAGUGGGCAUCUCACAAUAUGCAGAACAGUCUCCAAUAGCAAAGAGUUAAUUGGUCCAUUCAAUGCCAAUCAUAGAACCUUUGAGAUAUUCUGGCUGAGCCAAUCCCUUCUUUCUGUCAGAGCUCCCCAGAACAGAGAGGGUCAGGCUUCCCCAGACCUUGGCUCCCAGAGCAAGCCAGAAUAAAGACUACCCCGUUGCCUUGAGGGCUUGUCCGGCCGGGGCGCGCUGCAGGCCCGGGACAGAAAUAGCCAUGCAUGCCUGUGAGAAGAAAGAGCCUCUUUCUUCCCAUGUUGACAUUGACUCUCUGUGACAAGUCCUUUGGGCAUAAGGAUGCUUAGGGAAUUCCUAUAGGUACCGAACAGAAGGAAAGCUAGGGGCUUGGACUCUUGGGUAUAGGACUCUCUCUAGCUCUCAGGUCCUAGCCCAAGCUCAAUGCAAACAGCCCAGAGGUUCUAGAAUCCCUUCCUCUGUGUCUGUGAGUCUGAUACAAUCGAUGAUGUUCCCGUAGAGCCGGGGAAGCUGUGUGUUUACUCACAGAGGGAACUCACGAUCACCUCCCUCGUCUUUUUGCCUGCCCUUGGAGAAUUCCAGAGUCUUCGGAAUGGCAAAGGCAGCUCCUGGAUUUCCCUGGAGGGGAGGCGCUAGCUGAGGGAACAGCUCCCUUCAUUCAUGCUGCACAGUUUAUUCAGCAGACACACAACUGUGCCUACCAUUUGCUCAGCGCCCUGAAAGGUGCUGCCUAACUUUGAUGCGUUAUUUCAGCUCUCCCCACGAUGGUGCCAAAUGGUGCAAUGGGAAGCUUGUUUUGACUGGGGGCUCUAUGAUACUAAGGAGGGGCCCUCCCUGCUCUGUGCCUCAAUCGAUUCUCCAUAAUAAGGAAUUGAACCCUAUUCCUUCCCUGCCUGAUGAGGAUGGUGUGAGGACGAGCAGGACAGCAUCUUAUUUGGGGUUUUUGGUGGCAGGCCUCAUUUUAGUCCUGCGGGCUGCCUGCCCUUCGACCCACCCAGCUGCCUCCUUAGAGUCAAGAAUUGUGAUUCACUGAUUUUAUUGAUUUUGUUUUAAAACAGGGAGAUUGGUAUUUUUGAAGCUGCUAUAAUUUUCUAUUUCUUUAUUAAUUUCUUUGUAAUCCUCCGGUUAAAGUUUUCUUAUUUGGUGGGA
Molecule: messenger RNA, 2645 nt
Organism: Cebus imitator (Panamanian white-faced capuchin)
Lineage: Eukaryota; Metazoa; Chordata; Mammalia; Primates; Cebidae
Gene: CUNH2orf72
Product: chromosome unknown C2orf72 homolog
Exons: 3
Coding region: 48-902 (284 amino acids)
Source: RefSeq, a predicted model, not a curated record